This is a messenger RNA of Pochonia chlamydosporia 170, 591 nucleotides long. RefSeq names its product aldo/keto reductase family domain-containing protein. The record is from RefSeq and is a predicted model, not a curated record. Lineage: Eukaryota; Fungi; Ascomycota; Sordariomycetes; Hypocreales; Clavicipitaceae. The coding region runs from base 1 to 591 and encodes 196 amino acids. The transcript has 3 exons. Gene Ontology annotation, molecular function: oxidoreductase activity.
AUGGCAACGCCAUCCCAAUGGCAAGCACAACUUGUCCCUCAGUCCAAGCUACAAGACGCUAACUCAUCAUCAGCUCGGGUUCGGCACUGGGGCCGCUUGGUACAAGGACCACCCAGACGAUCCUCUGAAUCCCAAGCUCCCGACUCAUACGGAACUGAGCGAGAAGUUGGCCUAGCAAUACAACAAAGCAGCAUUCCACGAGAGAAACUCUUCAUCACCACCAAGGUUGAGGAUGGGUGGGAGGAUGUUCCGGCUGCUCCGGACGCCAGCCUUGAGAAACUGCAGUUGGAAUACGUGGAUUUUUACCUUUUACACAACCCAUACGUGAUUGGCUCUAAUGAAGGCAUACAAGCAGCAUGGAAGGGUCUUGAGACUGUCAAAGCCCAAGGAAAAGCCAAGUCUAUCGGCAUUUCCAACUUUCAGAGACAUCACACCGAAGCCCUUCUCGAGAUAUGCGCUAUUAAACCUGUAAUAAACCAGUUAGAAUUCCAUCCCUAUCUGCAGCGCGCCAACGAUUUCGUGCCUUGGAUGCGCGAACAAGGCAUCGAGGUCUCAUCCUUCAAGACUUUGGCGCCAAUCACUUUGGCUUAA